Messenger RNA from Lytechinus variegatus (green sea urchin), 2955 nucleotides. RefSeq lists its product as uncharacterized. The coding region runs from base 268 to 864 and encodes 198 amino acids. The record is from RefSeq and is a predicted model, not a curated record. NCBI's taxonomy places the organism in Eukaryota, Metazoa, Echinodermata, Echinoidea, Temnopleuroida, Toxopneustidae. The transcript is spliced from 2 exons.
UUUACUUUUUGUCACUCGGAAAAUGUCCAAAAGUUCGUGAUAUGGUAAUUAUCCAUUCGUUCCCACCUUAAUUCUAAUACUGUUAAAUUGCUCACUGAAACUCCGAGCAAGUAUAUUGUACCAUGAUUCUGUAGAUAGUUUUUCCGUCCCGCCGAGCUCCAGUUGGAUUAACGGAUUUUCCCACGAUUAUUGUGCAUUGACCAUUAAUUAGUCACACUUCUUAAAUGAUCCCAAAUCACCUUUGACUUACCAAUAUACAUGUAGAAUAUGAUGGAGAUUUAUGCAUCAUCGCGGCAUUUAUUCUUGCUUGUUUGCGUCAUCGGGUCAAUGGGGACAACCCUGGCAGCACACCGGCCUUUACGCAUGGUGGUGAAAGAAUUCAAAAUUCCGUUAAACCAAAACGCCGCCGACCCAGGCACAGCUGGUCAGAGUGCACAAUCACAGAACGGGGCGUCAGUUGGCAGUUCCACGUCGACCAGUGCAGAAAGCGAAGAGAGUCAACAGUCAAGCGACGCAGCGUCAGCCGCAAAUAACGCGGCCGGAACUCCGGCUGACGCGGCUAACCGUCUUAACCCAAUCAAACGGAUCAUACCGGAUCACUAUGGGCCCUCUGUGGGUGAUCCAUACAGGAAAUCAGCCCAGGAUAAUCACUGGCAUUUUAGGAGCUCGACGACAUUGGCGGUAGCUGCCCUUGGAGUUGCUCUGGUCGCGCUUAUUGCGUCACUCGGGGUUGGAGCCGCCAUAAUGUCCCAUAAAAACAGACAGGAGGCCGCCACGGGAUUCCUCAGGACCGAGGGAUACGUCGAAAUGCUCGAAAUACCAACUUAUGAUGAACAAGAAUUAUGUCGUAACGUCAAUUCAUAGCCGACUUUGAGAUGGUGCAUAUAUAUGAAACACUUGCAGUGUGGCUUUACUGAUCAGUGAAAGCGUGUACGGAACCAUGUAGGCCGAUUUUAUGGCAUUGCUCUAGAGGGACAGGGGUGGGGAUGAGAUGAAUCUCACCCAAUGCCUGCUGUAAAAACUCCGAAAUUCGAGGGACCCCCCCCCCCCCGCCGAGGAUCAGUGCCCAUGGAACCAAUGGAUAUGCCGUAUAAAUGUUGAUAAUUAAAAUAACGUUGUUUUAGUCGGUCUUUUUUUUUACAUUCCCUGUGUACGUCGAAACUGAUACGUCAAAAGCUUUCUCAGAAACUGACGCAAGAAAGCUAGCUACAUUCAUGAAGGGUUUGUUUCACCAGUUGAUGAGCAUAGGACAUUUGGCUAAGCUUCUGAGAUCAGAGCAACUUGUUGGCUUAGAUUGAAUUUGUCAUGCAGUGAAAUCACUGAUUAAUGACCUCCAUGAAGCUUCUCCAGGAUAACAAAGUGUGACGAAACAGAUUGAUUAUUGAGGUUAACAGAUGUUAAUCAUGCAUACGAAGUAUCCAUGAAUUCCUUUAAAAGAAAGAGGUAUGGAAAUAUCUGACCAUUUGUAUUUAUUUAUUAAUUUACUCCAACCAUGGCGAUUGGAAUAUUGACGAUGUACAUGAAUAUAACACAACUAAAUAUAAUAAUACUUUUCUGACAAACUAAGAAUAACAACACUUCUCAUUGCAAAUGGGGCAGUUGUCUCCUCUAGCCACCGCCUCCAUUAAAGACGCUAUAUGUACCCACCUUUCUGGAACUACCAUCGAGGAUGAGAGUUUCAAAGAAAGUGAUUUGUAAAAAUGAGCGGAAUAUUGGGGGCGAUCUUUCUCCUCAAUGAGGCAGACAUUAGGCCACAUAAACGUAGAAUUUAUUACGUUAAUAUAUAUCUGUUUCAAUAAAAAGUUUAUCCGAUAACGUAAAGACGGCGAGAUGACGAGAGGGUGCUCUUAAAAUCUGUUCGCAGUUUUUCAUGGGGAAAAUAGAUGUAAUAUAAUAUUUUAUGUACAUAUGUAAACCGGGAUGUAAACAUUAUUGAAAAAAAAUCCACAACUGAAAGUACAAUAUAUAGGCAAUGAUGACCAUACUGAUGUGAUUGUUAAUACUUGAUUCUUUUGUCUUGCAUGUCUUUAGCCUCAACUUGUACAUAAUUUUUGUCGUCAUAGACUUUUUUGUCCAUUCAUACUUUUUGUUGUACACAAUGUUGAUUCAACUGUUAAAGUAAUGAUGGUAAUAUAGCAUUUAUGAGGCGCCGAUUAGUUGCCUAAUGAAUGACGCACUUUAUUGUAUAUUACACCGGCUGUAGCUCCAGCUGCUAAUUAAAAUCUAAGGAAUAAAUCCUUCCGGUUCCAGGGCUGAGUGCAGUGGGUUAAUUUCUUACACACACACACACACACACCAUGCCUGGGAUUCGAACCCACGACCCUCUAAUUGAAAGACGAGAGUCAUAACAACUAGACCAUGACGCUCCAAAAGUAAGAGGAAAAAUCAGGCCUAUUAAUUAGAGAAAGUCUACUCAAGAGUCAACUUAUAUUUGAUCAAUUCAGAUAAAUGAGGGAAGCAUAAUCUUUUGUACGAAUUGAAUUCAUUAACAAACUUCAUUCAUAUGGCAUGAAUAUUUUGUUUUAAAAAUAUAUAAAAUGAUAACAUAAACAAGAACAUUCAUAACUGUAUGUCGUUAAAAUUUGUAAUACGUCAAUACAUAGAUUUCCAAUUAUCAUAAAGAUAUACAUCUAUAUACAAAGAGAAAUGACGAAUUGAAAUUUAACAUAAAGAAGGUGUAGCAUAAUGCAAUAUACAUAAGGUAUCCUGUGACGUCACUCCCAGCUGCCCAUAUGGCAUCAUACCAUGUAAUAAAGAUUCUAUCCCAUGGGAUCUGACGAUAAAAUUGUUUACACAGGAAAAUCAUUUUCUAAUGAAAAGAAAUUGGAAAUAUAUUUUUAUUAUCUCAUAAAAAUAGGGGAAUGUAACGUCAUCGUAUCCUGCUAUACUUUCACUGAAUCUUCACGAACAUAUAUGCAUUCUCAACGUUAGGUUGCAUUUCUCCUUCAAUAAUAA